AUGUCUAAAGGAAAAGUUUGUUUGGCCUACUCCGGUGGUUUGGAUACCUCCGUGAUUCUCGCCUGGUUGCUUGAACAAGGUUACGAGGUUGUUGCCUUCUUGGCCAACAUUGGUCAAGAGGAAGACUUUGAAGAAGCUGAAAAGAAGGCUUUGGCCAUUGGUGCUUCCAAGUUUGUUGUUGCCGAUGUCAGAAAGCAGUUUGUUGAGCAGGUCUGUUUCCCAGCCAUCCAGGCCAACGCCGUUUACGAGAACGUCUACCUUUUGGGUACUUCUUUGGCCAGACCAGUGAUUGCCCAGGCACAGAUCGAUGUUGCUGAGCAGGAAGGCUGUUUUGCUGUUUCCCACGGCUGCACUGGUAAAGGUAACGACCAGGUUCGUUUCGAAUUGUCUUUCUACGCCUUGAAGCCAGAUGUCGUUGUCAUUGCCCCAUGGAGAGACCCAGAGUUCUUCAACAGAUUUGCCGGCAGAAACGACUUGUUGGAAUACGCUGCUUCUAAGAACAUUCCAGUUGCCCAGACCAAGGCCAAGCCAUGGUCCACUGACGAGAACUUGGCUCACAUUUCCUUCGAAGCCGGUAUUUUGGAGGACCCCAACACCACCCCACCAAAGGAUAUGUGGAAGUUGACUGUGGACCCAACGGACGCUCCAGAGACCCCAGAGGACUUUGACGUUGUUUUCGAAAAGGGUUUGCCUGUCAAGUUGGUCUUGGACGGCGGCAAGAAGGUUAUCACUGACCCAGUCGAGUUGUUCCUCGAGGCCAACUCUUUGGCCAGAAGAAACGGUGUGGGCAGAAUCGACAUUGUCGAGAACAGAUUCAUUGGUAUCAAGUCCAGAGGCUGUUACGAAACUCCAGGUUUGACCAUUUUGAGAUCUACCCAUAUUGACUUGGAGGGUUUGACUUUGGACAGAGAAGUCAGAGCUUUGAGAGACCAGUUUGUUACCAUCUCCUACGCCAAGUUGUUGUACAACGGUAUGUACUUCACCCCAGAGUGUGAGUACGUCAGAUCCAUGAUUCCACCUUCCCAGAAGACCGUUAACGGUACCGUCAGAGCCAGAGCUUACAAGGGUUCUUUGACGAUCUUGGGUAGAUACUCUGACACUGAGAAGUUGUACGACGAGACUGAGUCUUCCAUGGACGAGUUGACCGGUUUCUCUCCAGAGGACACUUCUGGAUUCAUUGCUGUGCAAUCCAUCAGAAUCAAGAAGUACGGUGAGGCUGCCCGUGAGAAGGGCCAGAAGUUGGAUUUGUAA
Candidozyma haemuli is the source of this 1251-nucleotide messenger RNA. It is a transcript of the gene ARG1, whose product is annotated as argininosuccinate synthase. Bases 1 to 1251 code for a protein of 416 amino acids. Gene Ontology annotation, biological process: L-arginine biosynthetic process; urea cycle. Gene Ontology annotation, molecular function: argininosuccinate synthase activity; ATP binding. The transcript has a single exon. Gene Ontology annotation, cellular component: cytoplasm. NCBI's taxonomy places the organism in Eukaryota, Fungi, Ascomycota, Pichiomycetes, Serinales, Metschnikowiaceae. The record is from RefSeq and is a predicted model, not a curated record.